This is a messenger RNA of Diaporthe amygdali, 1140 nucleotides long. RefSeq lists its product as uncharacterized. NCBI's taxonomy places the organism in Eukaryota, Fungi, Ascomycota, Sordariomycetes, Diaporthales, Diaporthaceae. The transcript has a single exon. Gene Ontology annotation, molecular function: 4-hydroxy-tetrahydrodipicolinate synthase activity. Bases 1 to 1140 code for a protein of 379 amino acids. The record is from RefSeq and is a predicted model, not a curated record.
AUGGCUCCUCAUACCGACGCACCCUCCCCUGCUGGCAGCUUCACAGCCGGUUUCAACGGCUUCAACCGGGCCUUCCGUCCUCUACACUCCUCAGCCUUGUCAGUGCCCAGUGGCCUGUCCUCUGCAGAUUCAGCCUCUCCUUUGAGCAGUUCCUACGAUAGCACAUCGGUUCGGGAUGAUCUACACCUGAACCGGCCGCUAGUGCCCGGCGUCUACGUGCCCACCAUGUGCUUCUUCGAUGAGAAUGAAGAUGUCGACACCGCAACGAUUGCUAGCCACGCCGUGCGACUAGCACGCGCAGGGGUCACUGGCCUUGCAACACAAGGAUCCAACGGAGAAGCGGUCCACCUCACCCAUUCGGAGAGAUCACUGGUCACCUCAACCACGCGCAAAGCCCUGAAUGAUGCUGGUUUCUCCUCCAUGCCUCUGAUUGUUGGUUGUGGUAGCCAGAGCGUGCGAGAGACUGUCCAAUACUGCACGGAGGCAUGGGAAGCAGGCGGCGACUACGCCCUUGUCCUGCCCCCUUCCUAUUACGCGUCCCUGUUCGCGCCGUCUUCAGCUACCAUCCUGGAAUUCUUCAACGCCGUCGCGGAUGCCUCACCAAUUCCAAUCAUAAUCUACAACUUUCCAGGAGCAGUUGGUGGCAUGGACCUGUCUUCAGAUAUUGUCAUCCAGCUCUCGGCGCAUCCCAACAUUGUCGGAGUCAAGUUGACAUGCGGAAAUACAGGAAAGUUGGCGAGAGUCGCUGCUGCCACCAAGAAGCUCACCAAGAAUUACGACCACCAAAGGCCCGAGUUCCUUGUACUUGCUGGAUCAGCCGAUUUCACCGUCCAGUCCUUGGUCGCUGGUGGUCACGGCAUCCUAGCUGGCCUGGCCAACAUCUCUCCAAAAGCGUGUAUCAAGACGAUCGAACUUUUCGCCUCUGGAAAGGUGGCCGCGGCUCAAGAAAUGCAAGAGACGGUCGCCGCGGGAGACUGGACCGCCAUUCAAGGCGGUGUCGUGGGUGUCAAGGCAGGUCUGCAAGCCUGGAACGGCUACGGCGGAUUUGCCCGGAGCCCCCUGCCCAAACCCACCACCGAACAAACACAGAAGUGGAAAGAGGGCUUCCGAGACCUCGUAUUGCUGGAGAAGAGCCUGUGA